Otolemur garnettii (small-eared galago) is the source of this 888-nucleotide messenger RNA. It is a transcript of the gene FFAR1, whose product is annotated as free fatty acid receptor 1. Gene Ontology annotation, molecular function: bioactive lipid receptor activity. The record is from RefSeq and is a predicted model, not a curated record. Gene Ontology annotation, biological process: G protein-coupled receptor signaling pathway; positive regulation of calcium ion transport; positive regulation of cytosolic calcium ion concentration. The transcript has a single exon. Gene Ontology annotation, cellular component: plasma membrane. Lineage: Eukaryota; Metazoa; Chordata; Mammalia; Primates; Galagidae. The coding region runs from base 1 to 888 and encodes 295 amino acids.
AUGGACCUGCCUCCGCAGCUUGCCUUCGCCCUCUACGUGGCGGCCUUCGUGCUGGGCCUCCCGCUCAACGCCCUGGCCAUCCGGGGUGCCGCGGUGCACGCCCGGCUCCGCCUCACUCCCAGCCUGGUCUACGCCCUGCACCUGGGCUGCUCCGACCUGCUGCUGGCCGUCUCCCUGCCCCUGAAGGCCGUGGAGGCCCUGGCCUCGGGAGCCUGGCCCCUGCCCGCCGCACUCUGCCCGGCCCUGGCCCUGGCCCACUUCGCCCCCCUCUACGCCGGCGGGGGCUUCCUGGCCGCCCUGAGCGCCGGCCGCUACCUGGGCGCGGCCUUCCCCUUGGGCUACCAAGCCAUCCGGAGGCCACGCUAUUCCUGGUGUGUGUGUGUGGCAAUAUGGGCCCUUGUCCUCUGUCACCUGGGGCUGGUCUUCGGGUUGGAGGCUCCCGGAGGCUGGCUGGGCAUCGUCACCCCAGUCAACGACUCCCCGGUGUGCCUGGAGGCCUGGGAGCCAGACUCGGCCGGCCCGGCCCGCCUCAGCCUCUCCCUGCUCCUCUUCUGUGUGCCUCUGCUGGUCACGGCCUUCUGCUACGUGGGCUGCCUCCGGGCCCUGGCGCACUCGGGCCUGAGCCACAGGCGGAAGCUGAGGGCGGCCUGGGCGGCCGGCGGGGCCCUGCUCACGCUGCUGCUCUGCUUAGGCCCCUACAAUGCUUCCAACGUGGCCGGCUUCCUGCUCCCCGGCAUGGACAGCCACUGGCGGAAGCUGGGGCUUAUCACAGGUGCCUGGAGCGUCGUGCUCAAUCCGCUGGUGACUGGUUACUUGGGAAGGGGUCCUGGCCCUGGCCGGGGGACGGUAUGUGCAACAAGAAUGCAAGGAGGGAUAUCCCAGAAGUAG